This is a messenger RNA of Cuscuta campestris, 2127 nucleotides long. NCBI's taxonomy places the organism in Eukaryota, Viridiplantae, Streptophyta, Magnoliopsida, Solanales, Convolvulaceae. The record is from the annotation of a GenBank genome assembly.
CAUUAUUACCCCCAGAUUAUAAGUUCAGACGUUUGCUCCGUCAAAACCUUUUUACGACUAAGACUUUGUAUAACGUAGAUCCUUUUGUCCCAAUGUCUUAACUUAGUGCAAGGGAUAUAAAAUAUCCAACUUGUAGCCAUUAAGUUAUUUACUGAUUAACAAGUCUGACUGAUGAGAACAGAUGUCUAAACUCAUCUCAGCAUGGCCAUGCAUUUCUUCAGUCAUACUUAUCAAGGGCAUAUCUACGAGCAAUUGUGACGAGGCUUGUGGGAUUCAAGUUCUCGAGCCAAGUGCUACGGCUGUGGCGAGAUUGGCCACAUCAAGCCAAGGUGUCCAAAAGCCAAACACGGCAAGGAUAAGCCUGGCUUCAAGAAGCAAAGGGCUUACAUCUCUUGGGGUGGUGACUCCGGCGACUAGUCAACUGACCAAGAAGAGGAGGAAGCCGCCAACCUCUGCCUCAUGGCGCACGAAGAUCAAAACGACGACGUCCAAGAGCGGAUGCUCCAAGCACAUGACCGGGGAUGCAUCCAAGUUUCUCCAAAUUAAACCCGCUAAAGGAGGAAACAUGAUUUUUGGAGAUAAUAGCAAGGGAAAGAUUAUCGGCAUUGGUUCAGUAGGUAAAUCUGAAAACUCCUCUAUAGAUAAUGUUUUGCUUGUUAAAGAUUCACUCGAAAUAUUACACGUUGAAGACGAUGAAGAAGACACGCCAUUAUACACCAACCCGCAACCACAACCUAAGGAAACACCACAAGUGACGGUCGAAAAUGAGGACCAAGCAGACGAAGAAGAACAAGAGGAAGCCCAGGAACAAGAGGAAACCGAGCUUCCCAUCGCUUGGAGAACGCACAGGAACCAUCCACUUGACCAGGUAAUCGGCAGCAUCAACCGCGGGGUAAGUACUCACAAGAGCAGGGCAGGAGCUUCCGCCAAAUCCAAAGCCAAAUCCCUGGCGCCUACGACAUCCUCCAAGGAGCGCCUCUACUACGGCGACGGAUCGUACCUCUGGUUCGAUUCUGAGGAGGAGCGCACCCGCUUUCUCACCUUCUUCUCUAAACGGGUUGUGGCUCCCCCACGGAUCAUCCCGGAGCGCUACCCGGAGCUGCAGGGCUUCGACGACCUAGACGCGCAGCUUCUUCAAGCCAGCCUUUGGCCGUUCGUCUCCCGGGCGCGAAAGGGGAUCAACCCGGCGUUGAUCCGGGCCUUCUACUCCAACCUCCGGCGUGAGGACGACGUGCUCUACUCGCGUGUCAAGAGCAUGCCGAUCGAGCUCACCGUGGAGCAGCUUGGGCGCAUCGCCGGCCUCCCCUUCCAAGGCGAAGACGUCUCCCACUAUGGCAGAGAAGACUGGGUCCUCAACAACGAGGGCAAUAUCCUCAACGAGCUUGGCAUCACCGAGCUCAUCCGCCAUGCCUCGGGCCGCCCCACCAUCCACUCCGCUAACCACGAAGGCCGUCUCUUUGUCAUGAUCAACAUGACGAUCGCCGCGUCCACCGACCACGACCACCUCCUCCCGUACCCGUUUGUGGUGAUGGACAUCCUUGAACGGUUCAAGGUAACCACCACCGUUCGCCCGCUCACGAAGGCCACGAAGCUUUGGACAAUCAGCAACCAAACCUUCACCAAGCAGUCGAAUAACGCCGCGACUGCCACUGCCGAGCCACGCCGCGUGUCCACUGCUGCUGGCCCAGCCGAACCCCAGGCCUGGGCCAACCUCGCCUCCAUCGCCGACUCUCUCAACCGGCUUCACCUCAAAGUCAACGGGAUGGAAGGGUACGCCAUGAACGCGUACUUCCAAGGCAUUAACUACGUCCCUCCACCACUCCACGGCACCUUCCUCGGGGAAGUGUACGGUGAUGAAGACGAAGAAGAUGGCUCCUUCUCCCAGUCAAGCUCCCCGGGCGAGGAUAAGUUCGACGAUGCCAUUGAUGGUGAUGAGAUGGACGUCAACGACGAAGAAGAAGAAACCGAAGAUGAAAAAUAGGACACCCCUAGAAUUUCUAUCUCUUUGUUUAACUAUCUUGUUUUUUUAAUGCUUCUGUUGUACUCUGCUAUUUCUCUUUAAUAAAUAAAAUUAUCUUUUUAUCUUUUUGUUAAUGUCAAAAGGGGGAAGAAAAGGGCUAUGCAUAU